AAAAGCAAAAAGAAAUACAUUCAUAUUCAUUUUGUACAUGAAAAAAAAUAUUCUUUUCUCUUUUCUGUUACUUUCACACUUUCUAGAUUCAUCAUCGUCACAUCUUCUAAACCUUUUACCCCGUCACCCCAACAAAAAAAAAAUAAAGAACAGCCAUUCAAAUAUUGAUUCAUAAUUCAGCCAACCUUGUACUAUAUACUGAUAGUAAACAAAGUAGCAAUUGAAAAGUCCAAAUUUGUUCAUUUUAGCCGUGCAUGGCAUAAUUGCUACACCACUGUUGUAGUACCACCAACACCAGAAACAAGUUGCAGAAGAAUAAGAAGAAGAAAAUUCAAUUUUUUUCGUUCUGUUUUCCAUUUUAUGUGAGAAAAAGAAGAAACAAAUCCAAAAAUCUUAGAGAAAAACAACAACAGCCUCGGGGUUUGUAGAGAAUAGAGUGUACGCACACCUUACUGCUACGUUGAAUACAGUAUCAGAAAUGCUGCUAAUGAAAAAAUGCUCAAAAUUUGUUUCUUCAGAUCUUGAUUGGAAACUUUUACUCUUAAUUAUCCCUUCACUUUAUCUCCUUUUUUACAUUUCUCCUUUUUCCACUUUUACCCCUCUCAUUUCCGUUUUCCACAACAAUGCCCCUGCCUCUGCUAACCCUCCUCAUCCGCCUCCUAAGUCUGUAAAUCAAACCGGUUCGGAUGAACCGUUAUUCACGCCGGUUAUUUUGACUAAGGCGGAAUUGAACCGGUCUAGAAUUGCUGUAUGUAUAGUUGGUGGAGCUCGAAGAUUUGAACUUACUGGACCGUCAAUUAUACAGAAAAUUCUGAAAGAGUUUCCGAAUUCUGAUCUUUAUCUUCAUAGUCCAUUGGAUUCUAAUGCUUAUAAGUUUUCUUUGUUAAAAUCUGCUCCUCGAAUAUCUGCUAUUAAGAUAUUUAAGCCUAAAAAUAUUGAAAUUACUGAGUUUCAGGUUCGAGUUCUUAGUGCCAGUGGAUCACCUAAUGGUAUUCAGGGCCUGCUGCAAUAUUUCAACCUGGUUGAGGGCUGCUUGACAAUGAUUCAAGCCCAUCAACACAAGAACAACUUCACUUAUGAUUGGAUAAUCCGUACCCGAGUUGAUGGCUACUGGAACGCCCCACUAUCACCAGAAGACUUCAUUCCCGGCGCCUACCUAGUCCCAUCUGGUUCAUCCUACAGUGGCUUAAAUGAUCGCUUUGGCAUUGGUGACUACAACACGUCUGUAGUUGCUCUUUCUCGGCUCUCCUUGAUUACUAAGCUGGAUUUAGCUGGAUAUCAUCGCCUCAACUCCGAGGGCGCAUUCCAGGCCCAACUAAAUAUCAGCAGAGUUCCCUACAUUGCUAAGCGCCUCCCAUUUUGCAUUGUAUCAGAUCGUAGCUAUGAUUUUCCACCACCCCAUUUUGGUGUUCCUGUAGCAGCACUUUCUAGUCCAGGGCCACUAAGCGGUGCUAAAUGCCGGCCUUGCACACCUUCGUGCACUGACCAAUGCGUUGAGCUCAUGAUGAACAGACUGUACAAAGGAUGGAGCUGGACCGAUUGGGCCAAUAACACCCUUCAAAUCUGUGAUGCUCAUGCUGAGUGGGAGAGUGGAUGGCAGAAAAUAUUCGACCAAGUGGCAGGUAAUAAACUCGCUGCAGCGAGACAACGAGUUGAAGAUCUAAAAAUGGAACAGUGUGUGAAAGAUUUCACAGCAAUGAUGAAGAAGGCUGCUUAUUGGGAGGCUCCUCCAGUGUCUCAAAUUUGUCACAUGGGUUUGUCAAUUGCUGCAACGCCUGCCUAACGUCAAAGAAAAUCGUCAAAUCCAUUAUAGUAUAGGGAAACGAUGUAUAGCUUUCUAGCCUACCACGCAGUUUUUUCUACAUUGCAGAGGUUUUAUAUUCAUUUUUCCUUCCUCGUGAAACAAAAAGAAUCGUAGAAAUUACCUCAGAUGUUUCUGUAGACGAUGCAGGUUUACUUAUUAUGCAUAUCUCAUGGACACUGACAAGUAAUAUUGCCUAGCUUUAUGGAGAAAGUAAUUCUGAGAAAUGCAGAAAAGCUCCUUUUUUUUUUGUA
Capsicum annuum is the source of this 2055-nucleotide messenger RNA. RefSeq lists its product as uncharacterized. The coding region runs from base 479 to 1783 and encodes 434 amino acids. NCBI's taxonomy places the organism in Eukaryota, Viridiplantae, Streptophyta, Magnoliopsida, Solanales, Solanaceae. The transcript has 2 exons. The record is from RefSeq and is a predicted model, not a curated record.